AUGUCCAAACCUUGUGCCUGCUGCUGCCAGCUACUGCUGGUAUUGGCCGUCUUGGCAAGCACCCAGGGGCAGGUCCCUCGCACUUGCGCCAGUGAUUGGCACAUAGCAAAUGGCAUGUGCUGCCCACACUGGUGGGGCGACGGCUCACCCUGUGGGAGUGCCUCAGGCCGGGGUUACUGCCAGGAGCUGGCACUGCCGUCACCCUGGUCAGGUGGGCAGGUGGGUGAGGGGCGCGCCACCGAUUUCUGCCUAGGCUGGCCGUCCUACUCCUUCAGCUGGCUGUGCGCGUGCCAACGGGGAUGUGGCGGUGUGGACUGUGGGGAGUGUGCCCCCGGCCGGGUGGGCUCACAAUGCCAGCGGCGGCGCCUGGUGGAGAGGCGGGAUCUGCGGCAGAUGUCAGUGUCUGAGCGGGACCUCUUCCUGGACCGCCUCCUGCUGGCCAAGCGCACAGUCAGCUCCCGAUACGUCAUCUAUACAAGCUCCAGUCCUGAGCCCGGCUCGCCGCUCCAUGUCCGUGAUGCCAGCCUCGACGACAUCUUGGCCUGGGCACACUAUCUCUGUGCCAAGCCCCAGGGGGAUGGCCAGCUGAGUAGCUACGCCCACCGGGGACCUGCCUUCCCCUGUUGGCACCGUGUCUACCUCCUGUCCUUUGAGAGGGAGAUGAGAAACCUGACUGGAGAGCAGGAUUUCUACCUCCCAUACUGGGCCUGGGCAGGACAGCAGAGCUGUGACAUCUGCAUUGACCAUAUCUUCGGUUCCAAUGAUGCACAAGGGGUCCUCAGUCAGACCUCCUGCUUCUGCAGCUGGCUGGUUCUCUCCCCUGCUCAAGGCCCCGAUGAAGCUUUUGCAUUGUCCCAUUGGUGUCACCAGCCUUUCCGACUACAAUUCCCAUUCUGCAUGUACAAAACCAAAGUCGGCAGCCACAAUUUCAGAAAUGAGAACAUCGAGUUCCACACUGACAUCCAGACGUUGGCACAAUCCAAGAAAAGGGGCAACUAG
Molecule: messenger RNA, 999 nt
Organism: Carcharodon carcharias (great white shark)
Lineage: Eukaryota; Metazoa; Chordata; Chondrichthyes; Lamniformes; Lamnidae
Product: tyrosinase-like
Exons: 2
Coding region: 1-999 (332 amino acids)
Molecular function (GO): oxidoreductase activity
Source: RefSeq, a predicted model, not a curated record